This is a messenger RNA of Lates calcarifer (barramundi perch), 2154 nucleotides long. RefSeq lists its product as uncharacterized. Bases 226 to 579 code for a protein of 117 amino acids. The transcript has 6 exons. The record is from RefSeq and is a predicted model, not a curated record. Lineage: Eukaryota; Metazoa; Chordata; Actinopteri; Centropomidae.
UCAGCAAGAUGGCUGCAUUGCUGCGCGCAAUAGUGGCAUCCUAGUGAAAUGACGCAAGCCACGGUUUACGUUCAGUCCUCGAGGCUCUGAGCUCUCGAGUCUCCAUAGCGCAGAUCCCGCCCGACACACAGCCGGAAGAUCCGACCGGCUAUCCUCCAGUGGACCGAGCGGAACCGGUUCAUCUGAGUGAGAGUGCGAUGAGGAGAGGUUUCAGAGUGUGAGGCCAUGGGCUGCACCUCGGCCAAGCAGGUGUCGGCCGUGCCCAACGAUGAGGAGGGACGCGGCAAGGCCUAUAGCAACGGAGACCUCUUCACGGAUGAAUACAAGAUGAAAGGGGUGGAGGAGGUGAAGUACAUGAGGGGGGAUGAAAACCGGGUAAAUGCACGCAACCAGGAGAACCUGGAGAAGAGUAAUGUACAGUACAGGGGCAAACAGCAGAAAGAGGUCGCUGCAGCAAACAUCAAGUCUAAUAUUCACACGUCAGAGAGCCAGCAGGAAUUUUUCAGGAUGCUGGAUGAGAAGAUUGAGAAGGGGCGAGACUACUGUUCGGAGGAGGAGGAGGAGGAAGAUGGGACAUAGCACAGAGGCCCCCAGAAUUCACCCCCACAGAGAGCCUCACAGUGUGUGUGCGCGUGUGUGUGUGUGUGCGUGAGUGUGUAAAUGCAUACGUGUGUGCUUAUGUGUGCCUGAGAGAGUGAGAGAGAUGACUCAGUGUUUUAUCAGUGGGAUUGUUUAUGUGAUGGGACACUAUGUGUUGGUAUGAGCAUGUGUGUGUUUUAUGAAGAUAUGGCAAAGAUAGUAUUUUAAUCGCAAGUGAAAGAGUGGGGGAUAAAUGAAAGAGAGAGAGAGAGAGAAUGGGGUAAAGAAAACUUUCUUCAGAGACUACAGCCCUCCUCUCUUAGCGCCUCGCCCCUUCAGUCCCCUGAGCAGACAGAUGGAGGUGGCGGAGCAAUGAAGGGACAGACAGAUGAAAGGAGGGAAAGAUGGAGGAGGAUGUGAUGACGGGUGAGGCACACAUCAUUGUGAACAGAGAGAAGGACUUGCCACUGUCGGUUAUUUCCUCAAGUGGGACAACAGCAGCAGCUCCUCAACCCUCCAUCUGUCCCUUCAUAUCUGUCCGUCUCACUCCAACACCCCCGCAGUCUGAUCCUGAGUAUUUAACCCUUGCAAUUGGACACAGGAACUCCCAAAAAUGGAGGCGAUGUGAGGAUAAACAUUGACCUGGUGGGUGUAUGGAGGACUGAGAGACACACAAGAGGAGAAGAAAGGAAGCCCAGGGAGGAGAAGAUGCUGAAGGCAGAGGAGUUAUGUAACGCUGCCAGGAUCCACACUGAACUUUCUGGCCUGCCUACCUACAGCCGGGCCGGGCCUGGGCCGCAAGGGACUGAGAGAAUGGGUGAGGGAGGGUGACAGAAGGUGCUGAAGAAAGAGGGAAAAAUUGGGGAUAUUUUAAUAAGAGAGAAUAGGGAGCGAGCUGGUGAUUUAGAAACUCCAAACUCCUCCUGCCUUCUGAAGUCAAGGACCUUUUUUUUGUUUGUUUAUUCUGUUCCGCAGCCACUCAUUCAGUUUUUUUUUUUCCUUUUUCUGGUGUUUUUUUCUUCAGUUUGUUUGACUCCUGGCUUCCUUUGUAGUGUAUCAUCAUCAUCAUCAUCUUCGAUGUCAUUAUCAUCUUCCUCAUUACCACAGGCAGAGAAUCUGUGUCUCAACCCAAUCCGUCCUCCUUCAUGUACCAUAACACAGCAGAUCCUAACUGACGCACACCAACAUGGAGUCUUUUAUUGUACAUACGGUAACACACUCUUCUUUACAACACACCUCUACAUGUACAGACAAACCACACAAACACACACAAAUGUUGUUGUAUCCCUUUCAUUUCACCAGCAGACUGUCAUGUGCAUCAAUCAGAGGUAUUCUGUAAAGCUCUGUAUUUUUGCUUUGUUUCAGUGUUCUCGCACACACACACACACACACACACACACACACUCGGGCACUGAAGCAGCAAACCGGGCUGAGCUCAAGGUGAGGAUGCGUGGUUGCCGUGGAGACACAGACCUGAUCACAUAUUUUUUUUGUUGUCAUCUUUACUGGAUACUUCCUGUUGUAUUAUUUUGAAUACUUUUUUUCUAUUAAAAAUAAAAACGCAGAAGCUCUUAA